UCUCUCCUCCUCCAUCUCCCUAUUUUCUCUUUCUGCCGUCAAAGAUCUCAGAAGCUCAAAGCGAUCACUCAGAAGGCUGGAGGAUCUUUGCGAAAAUCAGAGCUCAGAAAUGAAGCAUGAGACAGAAACUAAGUUGCCCAAGACUGAGCAAUUGAUUCAAGAAGCAUCUGUGGAACAGAAAUAUAACCAGGGAGAACAGUAUAGUCCAGAAAAUGGCCUUUCUGAUCCUGACAUGGGCUCUGUUGUUUCACCUAAUAUCUCAAAUUAUUCGUGUUCGAUGGACAUUCUUUCCAAUGAUGAACUUGGCUUCCUAGAACUGCAAAAGUUAAAUAAUAUCAUGAAAGCCUCUUACAAGGAAUUCAUGACAAUAGCUGUCACUGCAAACGCUUGGGUUUUCCAUCCUCCAGUGGUAGGUUCAGUAGAGGAUAUACAAGAGAUGUUCCACACUCCACCACCUCAGGGAUCUAUAGUGGAAUGCUCCGUUGUGAGUGUAGUUUUCCCUGUUACUUCACGUUUGCUGGCCUCGAUAAUGAUGGAUGCGGAGCGAUGGGCUUCAAUGUUUUCCAACAUAAUUUGUUAUGGAUCAGAGGAAGCUGUUGUCGCUCCUUUGAAAACAUUAUGGACGACAGAUACUUUGGAAGUGAUACUGGUCAAUGCCGAGUUUAGACUGCCAGCUGAAUACCUGCCAAGAGGGAGAAUUCGCUUUUUGAGAUUUAAGAAAAUGAUCGUGCCAGAUACAUGGGCAAUUUUCGAUGUGUCCACUGAUUAUUUCGAUGAUGCAACCUCUGAUCCUGCCCAGAAUAUUGCAUACAGGCGGAGGCCAUCAGGAGUGAUCAUUCGGCAGCGUGGUUUUCAUUGUGAGGCUAUAUGGAUUGAAAAUUCAGUGGUACAGGAGAUUGAUAUCCCAAAAAAUAUAUGCUCAACAUUCACUUCGAACUUUCCUUUAACUGCAGAGCACUGGGUCAGCAUGUUAUCACAAAAUUUGAAACGUAGACGUAGCAAGGUAGUAACUUCAGAGAUGUUCGAUGAAAUCCACGGUUUACCAAAUCUCUUGGUAAUUGGGGAUAGUCUGAGGAAAGUCUAUAUAGAAACAGUUAGUCCCUUUCCAAGGGAAAAAACUUGGGAUUUAUUUUCUGAUGAUAAAGUAAGGAUCCUGAGAGACAUGAAUGCACAUAGCAGUGGCUAUCCCAAUGAUUACAUUGCCUCAACUACCAUUUAUAUCCCACAAACCCCCCUCAGACUCUUAACAUUUAUGGACACAAAUAAUGUGAAACUUCAGUGGUUGAGCAUAAAAUCACAGGCACAGCUCAAGACGUCGGUUGUAUUUUUCUCACAAGAUGAAAGUAACUGCAUUAGUUUACGUGCAAAAGUUGACACAGGAGAUGGCGAGGUCGUGGAGGCCCUUGAAUUCUUCGUACAAGAGACUUCAUUGGAUGAAUACUGUUCCUUCGUCAUAUCGUCACGAAUGUCAGAAGCAGAUGUUCAUCUCUCUCUCAUACCGAGGUUUUGUAAGGAAAGUUUGUGUCUGAGACCUUCUGGUUUUGCUAUAAUGCCUGCUGGACCGGGAGGUCUACAGUCCAACGCGUCGUUGGUGACAAUAUGCAUUCGUCGAGAGCUCGAAAAUAUGAAAGUUGAUCGAGUAAUUGAAGAAAUGAGUGGUUACAUGAAUGCUGUCGUUGAUCAGAUAACUCAUAUCCAAUCUCCAAACGUCGUUGAAGAUGAUCUGAACUCUGAAUGGAAUAAUACUACAACCCUUUAAUGGUGAGGUAGGAUAAAACUCAGGUAACGAGGAAACCUUUCAUUUUCAUGCACAAUUGUUUCUAUUCUUUUCCCUAUUCGUUCUACUACUAGCAUUGAACCUAUGAUGACGUCCUAGGCUACAAUUUAUGCAGGUUUGUUUCUUCAAUUUGUAGGGAGUUUCCAUUUCUUGCUUUUUUUAUUUAGUUGAAU
Messenger RNA from Cucurbita maxima (winter squash), 1950 nucleotides. RefSeq names its product homeobox-leucine zipper protein ROC5-like. Lineage: Eukaryota; Viridiplantae; Streptophyta; Magnoliopsida; Cucurbitales; Cucurbitaceae. The transcript is spliced from 9 exons. Gene Ontology annotation, molecular function: lipid binding. The record is from RefSeq and is a predicted model, not a curated record. Bases 110 to 1759 code for a protein of 549 amino acids.